Syngnathus typhle (broad-nosed pipefish) is the source of this 2647-nucleotide messenger RNA. It is a transcript of the gene ddx27, whose product is annotated as DEAD (Asp-Glu-Ala-Asp) box polypeptide 27. Gene Ontology annotation, molecular function: RNA helicase activity; ATP binding; nucleic acid binding. The transcript has 22 exons. The record is from RefSeq and is a predicted model, not a curated record. Bases 131 to 2560 code for a protein of 809 amino acids. Lineage: Eukaryota; Metazoa; Chordata; Actinopteri; Syngnathiformes; Syngnathidae.
AAGUUCUUCUCGCGUCCCCCGGAAGCAGACUCUUACAACUUCCUGUUGACUAGCUGCACGUGUACGUCGGUCAAGGACCUGGCCGCUAAGGAUUCGAAAACAAGGACGCAAGGCAAACUGUUCUUUCGCUAUGUUGGCGCAACUGGGCCUGAUCGGAACCAUCCGGGACGACGAGCAGAGUCCGGAAGAACCUGACAGCGAGUCCGAGUAUGAGGUAAGGGAGGCCGGCCGGGCGGUUCCGAGGAAGGCGCGCUUCAACAACUUCAACCAAGUGAGAACAACCAAAUUGGAAAAAGACUUAUUCCUUAAAGAAACAACAUUGUGUGUCCUCCCUCACACAGCCUGCUGUCAGGACUCCGCGCCCCUCCGUAAACAUCCAAUCACUGAAGAACCCAUCGUCCUGAACCGGAAGAAGAAGUUUGGCAGCCAGGCCGCCGGAGACUUUGACCACAACUUUGUGUUUGACGAACAAGACACGUGGGACCUUGGCGAUGACUGGGCCGUGGCAGACGUCAUGAAACAGCUUAAGAAGAAGAAAAGUCUCACCACUCUGGACCAGAAGAUUGACAAGGUGCGGAAGAAGAGGAAGGCAGAGGAGAAGGCGUCUGCACGUCAAGAAGGUUCUGCGGAGAAGAAAAAAAUAGCCGAAGGCGAGGGGGAUGCAAAGUCAGAGGAUAGCGAGGAUGCCGAAGACGAGUUCAACUCUGCCGACGAAGAGGUUCUCAUCCAAGCAGACACGCUGCGGGAGAAGCAACGUCGCGGGAGGAAGAGGAAGUCCGAUGAGGAGGGGGAGGCGCAGUCGUUCCACGAAGACGCCUCGCAGUUCGAUGACACGCUCACCUUUGAUGACAUGAACCUGUCCAGACCUAUCUUGAAGGCAAUUACGGCCUUGGGAUUCAAGCGCCCCACCCCCAUCCAGAAGGCGUGCGUCCCCGUAGGGCUAAUGGGCCGGGACCUCUGCGCCUGCGCCGCUACGGGCACAGGAAAGACUGCCGCUUUCAUGUUACCGGUUUUGGAGCGCUUGGUUUACAAGCCCGGUGCGACGUCCCAGGUGACCCGGGUGCUGGUUCUGGUCCCGACCCGAGAGCUGGGCAUCCAGGUUCACUCGGUGGCACGGCAGCUUGCCCAGUUCACCUCCGUCACAACAUGCCUGGCUGUCGGCGGUCUGGACUUGAAGUCUCAGGAGGCGGCGUUGAGAGCGGGUCCGGACGUCCUCAUCGCCACCCCGGGCCGACUCAUCGACCAUCUGCACAACACGCCCAGCUUUGAGCUGACGCACAUUGAGAUCCUCAUUCUGGACGAAGCCGACAGGAUGCUGGACGAGUACUUUGAGGAGCAGAUGAAGGAGAUCAUCAGGCUGUGCUCAUACAACAGACAAACCAUGUUGUUCUCCGCCACCAUGACCGAGGAGGUAAAGGACCUUGCGGCUGUCUCGCUCAAGCAGCCCGUCAGAAUCUUCGUGAACAGCAACACAGACGUGGCUCCAUACUUGCGGCAGGAGUUUGUGCGGAUCCGAGCCGACCGCGAAGGCGACCGCGAGGCUGUGGUGGCGGCUCUGCUCACCAGAACCUUCCAGGACCGUGUGAUGGUCUUCACGCAGACCAGGAAGCAAGCGCACAGGCUGCACAUCCUGCUGGGUCUCAUGGGCCUUAAGGCCGGCGAGCUGCAUGGUGAGCUCAGCCAGAACCAGAGACUGGAGAACCUCAGGCGCUUUAAAGACGACCAGAUCGACGUCCUGGUGGCAACGGACGUGGCGGCCAGAGGUCUGGACAUUGACGGCGUCAAAACGGUCAUCAACUUCACCAUGCCGUCCACCGUCAAGCAUUACGUCCACCGCGUGGGCCGCACGGCCAGGGCGGGACGCUCGGGACGAUCCGUGUCGCUGGUUGGUGAGUCUGAAAGGAAAACGCUGAAAGAAGUGGUCAAGUCGGCCAGAAGCACUGUCAAGGCCCGCGUGCUUCCUUCAGACGUCAUCCUCAAAUUCCGAGACCUCAUUUCCAAACUGGAGAAGGACGUAGAGGCCGUGGUGAGGCUGGAGAAGGAAGACCGAGAGAUGGCCGCCUCAGAGGCCAAGUUGAGUGUGGCCCAGAAACGUCUGGACGGCUCUGCCUCCGAUGACACUCGUCGAGUUUGGUUCCAGACACAGCAGGAAAGGAAACAGAGCCGCAUAAAUAAGGCGCUGCAGGAUUUCGACUUGGCCCUGCGAGGGAAGAAAAAGCGCAACAAGUUUGUCAAGGACAGCAAGAAGAAAAACAUGACGGCGGAGGAGCGCGCUCAAUUUGAGAUCCUGAAGGCUCAAAUGUUUGCCGAGCGAGCCGCCAAGCGUGAACGCCGGCCCAAGAGAGCCCGAGCCAUGGCCGAGGAUGAGGACCGUGACAUGGCGCCCCUUCAAGCCAAUCUGAAGGCGGCAAAAGGAGGCAAGUCUGCCUUUGACCAAGAGUUGAUCAACGUCAGCAACAAAGCCCUCAAACACUACCGAGCUGGGCCAUCCUUCACAGACAGGAAAUGUCUCGGUUUGGACCGGAAGCGCUCGGGAGGCUCCAGGUUCAAGAGGAAGUGAGUGGGCUUCCAAACGGCAGUAGCUUGUUUCUGGUGGCUAUAGUGUUUAUGCUUUUCUUGUUGUUUUCAAAUAAAAGUCAGAAGAAUA